AAGAAUGCCAUUUUGACUUUGCAAUGCACCUGCAACCUAAGAAGUGUUGGGUGAGGCCUCUACAACUAAAGAAUUCAUCUCAGUUGACUUGGAAGCAACAUGUUGAAACCCUCACCUUGGGGGAACCACCUAACCCAAAACUCUAUAGAAGGGGAAGAGGGGGAGUAGAUAUGACUUCAGCAACCGUGCGAGCUAUAAACUCCUUCAGAGCUUUCUUAUUCACCAUUGAAGGAAAAGAUGAAAAAUAA
Molecule: messenger RNA, 248 nt
Organism: Ilex paraguariensis (yerba mate)
Lineage: Eukaryota; Viridiplantae; Streptophyta; Magnoliopsida; Aquifoliales; Aquifoliaceae
Source: the annotation of a GenBank genome assembly